CUGUUUCAAGUGUUGCAUACCAAAAGCAGCAGAUCUCUGUUCGAUGGAUUAGCCAGCGUGCCAAAGGAAAUGGUUCUGCGGGAAAGUAUAAUCUCUGCCAAGGUGGGAAGGAUAAAACCUCCUGUUACCUGGUGAUGAGUUGCUACAUCCCGCUGACAGUCAUUUUCUGGUUGAACAGGGAGCCGUCUCUGAGCUUGGUGUGGUCGGGCUGAGUGUUUUUAAAAUAGUCGUGGUUGGGAGAUAAUGAAAUUGUAGGAAGUGGCUUUUGUAAAGACAGAGUCUUUAAUCUCUCGGGUUUAUGACAUUGGCUUUGGUGAAAUGUGUAUCUAGCGGGGAAGCGUCUACGCCGUUAAGGAGGUUAGUUUGUGAUUCGGGAGGAAGGAGAAUCUGUCGGGCACUGGUGGAAAGCUUUCUAAAUAGAAAGCGUUAUCUGGGCGAAGUUAUUCGCUGUCCUAGGUGUUAGCUUUCUGUGUCAUGGAAGUUAUAUUGGGUUCUUAAAGCUGCCGAUUAGAUUACUGCUCAGCCCGGUGAACGCGUCUCGGUUUGUAGUAGGCAGGCAGGCCAGUGAUGGCUAACGGAGACAAGAAACGUGAAGGGCAUCUGCUACGUGGUAAAUAAUGCAUAUAGCCUGGAACUUCUGUAACCAGAACCCUUCAGAAGGGAGUAGGAUGACUGUUCCCCUUUAAAUAUGUUUUUAAGGAAGAGAUUUGGGAGUUACCAUCUCCGCUGCUUUACAAAAACUUUACUCCCUCUAUAACAUGAUAUAGAGUUAAAAUUACGUACGUGAACUAUGUGUGUUUGCUGGCACCGAUCUCGACAGCGCUGACCUGUGACCAGAAUUCCCUUUUAACUUCAGGCACUGGGUUAGAUCCUUUUGAUUGCUAUAGCAAACUCAAAUCAGAAGUCACAGAAACAGGGGUUGCCAGAAAGACCCUGACAGUUUAACCGUUGCGGAGAAAUGGGCGACGAGAAAGGCAAACUGCCGUAUGCUGCAUCCACCCAUUCCUCUUCUAGAGUCCUGGGUAAGAGCAGUUGUGCAACAACGUGAUCUGAGUGGUUAAAAUUGAAAAAUGUGCUGCUCCAGGAAGAAGAGUGGGAAGGAUGAAAAUACUCCCUCCGAUGACCAAGCUAUGUUUAAAAGGAAAUUAGAGAAGAGAAAUAGGCCACGCAUCCUGGUUCUUUGACUGUUACAAAGUCAACGCAAUAUGGCCAGUGAGCAAAGCUAGGGCUGCGGCUCACAUCUGCUCAUCGUACCAGCGGUACGUCUGGCGUUCGAGACUGCGCCGGGAUGCUUCGGCAGCGCCGCGCCCCCUCAUGUAACCUUCUUCUGGAGCCGGAGUGAUGAAGGGAGUGGUAAACAUGUGAUGGUCCCGUUAGCGGCCCAAGGGACGUCAGCUGGAAAGUAUCCUGCAACUGGGAUGUUGGAAGAGCUCUAAGGUAGAGUGGAAGGGUGUAGAUGGUCAGUGUAUCAAGGAGACACCUGAAGAAAAUGGGGGAGUGCUAAUUUAGGAAAUAAGUGUGAAACCUUGGCCAUGCUAUGAGAAGGAGAUGCGUGGUACCCUGGCUGGAGGCAGGAACAUGUGGCCGUGCUACCUGUAGAACUGAGUUAGUCAGACAUUUGAGGGGAAGAGGAUGAGAUGGUAAUUAGCUCCUUGACCUCCAGGGUCUGUAGCGAUGAACCCACAGAGACAAAUAGGCAGAAGUCGCCUCUGUAAGCUCUGUGACAGAACAGGAAAAAAGUUUGAGUAAAUACACGUAAGACUGUAAGAGUCUUUGCAGGACUCACAGCUGGAAAACUAGAGGACUAUGGAACUUAAGUAGGAGAUCUUCUAAAAUUGAGCAGCGCUGCAUGCUUGUGGUUACAGCAUCUUUAACUGAAGCUGGAGAAGGUGGCUGGAGGGAAAGCGAGCUGCUAAGUCGCAGGGGAACUGCCCGGAUUUGAUUUCCACUGGGUCUGAAUUUGGGACUUCAUUUCCUAAACCAGGCAGUCACCACGCCGUCCUUCCCUUUGCCGAGGGGGAUUUUCAAUGGCUGCAAGAAGAGUUUGCUGCUCCCUCCUUCGCUUGUGAUGCCUGUCUCCGUGGAUAUGCACUUUUCCUGAAAUACCCUUACGGGAGAGAAGAAUGUACAGCGGCUGGACCUCAUGCCAUGAGGUGAGUGUCGUGACUGCUGAACUUCCUCAGACCCGCUAGCCAUGCCAGGGAUUGUCGUGUUCCGCCGUCGCUGGUCUGUAGGCAGCGAUGACCUGGUUUUGCCAGCCGUCUUCCUCUUCCUCCUGCAUACCACCUGGUUUGUGAUCCUCUCUGUGGUGCUCUUUGGGCUGGUGUACAACCCCAACGAGACCUGCUCGCUUAACCUGGUGGACCACGGCAGAGGCUACCUGGGCAUCCUGCUCAGUUGUAUGAUCGCAGAGGUGGCAAUCAUCUGGCUCAGCAUGCGAGGCAGUAUCCUGUACACAGAGCCGCGGGACUCGAUGCAGUAUGUGCUCUAUGUCAGACUGGCUAUCUUGGUGAUUGAGUUUGUGUAUGCUAUUGUGGGCAUCGUUUGGCUAACGCAGUACUACACUUCCUGCAAUGAUAUCACAGCAAAGAGUGUCACUUUGGGAAUGGUGGUGUGCAACUGGGUUGUCAUCCUGAGCGUCUGCAUCACUGUCCUGUGCGUCUUCGACCCGACGGGCCGGACCUUUGUCAAACUGCGUGCCACGAAGCGGAGACAGCGCAACCUGAGGACGUACAACCUGCGACACCGCCUGGAAGAAGGGCAAGCCAGCAGCUGGACACGCAGACUCAAAGUUUUUCUUUGCUGCACACGGACAAAAGACUCUCAGUCGGACGCCUACUCCGAAAUCGCCUACCUUUUUGCUGAGUUUUUCCGAGACCUUGACAUCGUCCCAUCUGACAUCAUUGCAGGCCUGGUUCUUCUGCGCCAACGGCAGCGGGCAAAGCGCAAUGCUGUGCUGGAUGAGGCAAACAAUGACAUUUUAGCUUUUCUGUCUGGGAUGCCAGUGACCAGGAACACAAAGUAUCUGGAUCUGAAAAAUGCGCAAGAGAUGCAGCGGUACAAAGAGGUGUGUUACUACAUGCUGUUUGCCCUGGCUGCCUAUGGCUGGCCCAUAUACCUGAUGAGGAAGCCCACGUGCGGACUCUGUCGCCUGGCCAGAUCCUGCUCAUGUUGCUGCCUCUGUCCCUCCCGGCCCCGCUAUGCACCCAGCGUCACCAUUGAAGAGGAUAAUUGCUGUGGCUGCAAUGCCAUUGCCAUCCGGCGCCACUUCUUGGAUGAGAAUAUGACCUCAGUGGACAUUGUUUACACGUCUUGCCACGAUGCAGUUUAUGAAACGCCUUUCUAUGUGGCUGUGGACCAUGAUAAGAAGAAGGUGGUCAUUAGUAUCCGAGGAACUCUGUCUCCAAAAGAUGCCCUGACUGACCUAACCGGGGAUGCGGAGCGCCUUCCAGUUGAGGGUCACCAUGGAACGUGGCUGGGACACAAGGGAAUGGUGCUGUCUGCUGAGUACAUCAAGAAGAAAUUGGAGCAAGAAAUGGUGCUUUCUCAAGCUUUUGGACGAGACUUAGGGAGAGGAACAAAACACUAUGGCCUGAUCGUGGUUGGUCAUUCCCUAGGGGCCGGCACGGCUGCCAUCCUGUCCUUCCUCUUGCGUCCGCAGUACCCAUCACUGAAGUGCUUUGCCUAUUCUCCCCCAGGUGGGCUGCUGAGCGAGGAUGCCAUGGAGUAUUCAAAAGAGUUUGUGACUGCAGUCGUGCUUGGCAAAGAUCUAGUGCCCAGAAUCGGUCUCUCUCAGCUGGAGGGAUUUCGCCGGCAGCUUCUGGAUGUUCUUCAAAGAAGUAACAAACCAAAGUGGCGAAUCAUCGUGGGCGCUACGAAGUGCAUACCCAAGUCAGAGCUCCCUGAAGAGACGGAAGAAAACUCAGUAACGAGUAACCGCCUCUGGACCCAUCCCAGCGACCUGACUAUUGCCCUGUCGGCAAGCACACCGCUUUACCCGCCUGGCCGCAUCAUCCACGUGGUGCACAAUCAUCCUGCGGAGCAGUGCUGUUGCUGCGAGCAAGAGGAUCCCACUUACUUUGCUAUCUGGGGUGACAAUAAGGCGUUCAACGAAGUGAUCAUCUCGCCAGCGAUGUUGCACGAACACCUCCCCUAUGUGGUCAUGGAAGGGCUCAACAAGGUCUUGGAGAAUUACAACAAGGGGAAAACAGCUUUACUUUCUGCAGCCAAAGUGAUGGUGAGUCCUACAGAAGUGGAUCUCACCCCAGAGUUGAUCUUCCAGAGUCAGCCCUUACCUAGUGGACCCUCAGUGCAGAUCGGAACUGGAGCCGUAACAGCGGACAGAAGGAACAGCAGUACUAAGAGCAAGUCCCAUUCUGAAAUCAGCUUGGAGGGGUUUUAUGAGACAAAGCCACUUUCUCCUGUGCAGAAAGACCCUGUGGAGCUGCUUCUCCUGGAUACAAAGGAACGCCUGUCUGUGGAGCUGCAGGACCGUCGUGCCCCUCUUGCCACCAUGGAGAGCCUCUCGGACAAUGAAUCCAUCUACAGCUUUGAUUCAAGGCGCUCCUCUGGUUUUCGGAGCAUCCGGGGCUCCCCCAGCCUCCAUGCUGUCAUGGAGAAGGAUGAGACUCACUGCUUUUAUAUAGACCCCGUUAUCCCUGAGGAGAACCCCUCCCUCAGCUCGCGGACAGAGCUGCUGGCUGCUGACAGCCUCUCCAAGCACUCCCAGGAGACUCAGCCCCCCGACAAUGUGCUCAACAGCGGUGGCACUACCCCCCAGCGACGCUGCAGCGAGGAGGGGGCCAGCAGCGAGGGGGACCGAAUCUCCUUAGCCCCUCGGGAGGAGCUGUCCCUCCAGAACGGCCGGCUCACUGACGUUCCCAGUCCCCAAGUGCUGGAGUUUGCUGAGUUCAUAGACAGCCUCUUUAAUUUGGAUAGCAAAAGCAGCUCCUUCCAGGACAUCUACUGCAUGAUGGUGUCAGACAGCUCCAGUGACUUUGCAGAGAUGCCCAAGUCUGUCAGUGAUCAGGAGAUCCUGUUGAGGGCACAGUAUGAACCCAACCUAGUCCCAAAGCCCCCGAGGUUGUUUGCAGGCUCAACAGAUCCUUCGUCGGGCAUCUCUGUCUCACCCUCUUUCCCCCUUAGUUCAUCUGGAGAACUCAUGGACAUCACUCCCACAGGCGUGAGCAGCCAGGAGUGCCUGGCCACUGAUAAAAUCCGGACUUCCACCCCCUCUGGGCAUGUAACCAGCCCUGCCAAGCAGGACGACCUCAUGAUUUCGGCCCUCUAGUGCAGGGAAAAGGGGUGCGGCUCUGAGAGCUGAUCCCGUAGGCUGAGUGCUGGGAUAAUACUUGGAGGAGGUGGUCAUCGGGCAGUUCGGAUCGGAGGAGACGGCUGGAAACGUUCCUUCUGGGGUGACACAGUGCUCGCGCACUGGUGUCGUGUCUGGAGGACGGAUUGUGCUCGAGUCCCGUGCUCGCGGCGGGGAGAAGAAGCGUUGCCUCGCGAGGGCUGCUGCAAUAAGAGGGUCUGAGUCACUGAAGGCAGAUGCAAGUUCCCUACCUCAGCCUGUCUCAUUUCAUUGAAGAGGCAGAUUCCUUGCCCCAGGGCACCUGCUGAGUUUGGGAGUGAGAUACCUCGCUUCAGGGAAUCCUCUGGGGGUGACAGGGGUGGAUUCUCUGAAGCUCGAGGAUUGGAUAGAGCGAAGCGAGGGGGCCAGGCCAGAUCGCCCCCUUGGUACCGUGUUAGUGGGUUUGGAAAUGAGCGGAUUGAGACUUUGGGCCCUAUUGCACUACCACGUCGGAUCUGGCCCAAGAUCCAAUUCGUCACACUUCCAUGGGGAUUGCUUUUGUAGGACACUCUCCUGUUUUAAAGCCAUUGGGGCUGUAUUCUCCCCAAAUGCAGUCUCCCCUCCCCUGGCCAGGCGCAGCAAGAAGGGGGCUGGCACUGUGUUUUCUCUCUCCUGGGUACUUCAGUGACCACCAGGCUGCCUCCGAGAGGGAAGGACACUGUUCUGAAGAGCCAAAGCCCUCUGCCAUGUCCCUCCAUUGCCAGAAAGAGUUCUCCUGGAUGUCACCGUCAUCACUUCUCAGUUCCCUGGACCACUCUGAGCUGGCGGCGUUCCUGCAGGACUGACAGGAUUCUCAUCUCAGAGCCGUGCGGAUGGAUCAACUGAAAAAUUUAACAGGCUUCUCAACACCCAGCGUUCUUUGCCAGGCCCCUGCGGAGCCUGGGAGCCUCUCCUGGCCUUCGCUGGGUCCUCACACCACCCAUAUGCAGUAACCACAGAGCAAGUGCCAGCCUCUGUCAUUGGGAGUUCAGGGAAAAGAUGGACUUUUACUAAGUAUUGAAAUCUCUUGUAUGUUUACAGAGCUGCUAAGCUUUUCGGAAGGUAUUUAUUAAGCAAACAGGGCAGCUUUCCCUAAGCAAAAAGCAUGUUCAUUCUCUCCUUCCUCUGCCGUUCCCUCUGGGGACUGAGGGGAGAGAGGAUGAGCAGGUACGAUCGCACGUCCCCUGCUUUUAAAGUGGAUCGGAGUCUGGGGGAAGCUGCCCGCAUCCCUUGCCCACCCUUCCUCCUCCGCCUCCCCAUCGCGCAACACCGCAUCGCAAAGCUUGACCGAGUCGCCAGUAAACCUACCCGAGCGCUGCUGUGCAGAGCCUCGGUGCGCGGGGGAGCCUGCUAGAGACCCGUCUAGGCAGGGACCUCCCAGUGAUGGAAGCGGGAGAGAAACUACCUAUCUAAAACGUUAAACAUACUGUGACCUGUAGAAGGCCUUUAACUGACAAAACACCUUCAUAAUCAAAGCUCAGCGGAGUUAUCAAUCGGUCUCGCUUUGGAGCUCUGUCCUCCCUCACUGGAAAAGAAAUUCCUGGUUUAACUUCCUUACAAUCGCAGAGAUGUUAUUGCCCUCCUUUCCCCUCCUUAACCGCGGCAUUUCCGUUGUGGGAGGAUGCUGAGCUUCCCGGGAGCUUAGCUCGUGACAAAUCCCUCGGCUCCUGGUGUCCCUAGCCUCUGGCUGUGUUCAUGGAGUACUUUCUGGAAGGCCCAGGCGUGGGUCAGGGCUGCGCUGGCCUGGGUGCCACGCAAACGGAGCACGAGUGGUGCCAAAUGCCAUCAAGCCAGACUGGGAGCGCUUUUAUAGCCAGCGUGCAUUGAUGUAAACGACUCCAGGUGCACAGAAGCCAGCCGGGCGUUGUGUCCCAGCGCUGAUCUCCCACUCAACUAUUGAGCGUGGGGUACUGCGUCCCCCGCUCCUUACAAAUUACGGGGUCUUCAGAAGCGCAGGGGCUUUUUUAAACAGACAGCAAAGUAUUCUCCCUGUGAUUUAGGUUCCAGAGGUGACCUUUUCUAUAGUCCCGAAUCGGAGGAAAGCAAGCCCCUCUGAAUUCCAAGUAAUUUGUACAAGACAAAUGCUUUCAUUCUGAGCAACAAGAAGUUAACUUUUUUUCUUUGUAGGUCCUUCAAAAAAGAGCAGUGUUGUUCCCCUCGCUGAGAGCUCGUACGGUUCAGGAGCUCUCGCAGAACAGCCGUGUCAGUGCCAUCAGAUCAUCCGCUAUUGCAGACCACGGGGUAAGGCCGAAUUGCUGGACACGGCCAAGAAACACUAAAAAGGUCGUGUCCAGGAAUACGCACAAUAAACUGGGUGGUUUUGAGGGGGAAAGGGGAGCUGGAGUGCAGGGAGGCUGAGGCUAGCAGGCUGGCUCGCCUCCCGGCGCAGGCUGCUGACACGCGCUGGAGAGAGUGGGGAAGAGGAGUUCAUUUCUGCCUCUAAUCGUCGGCAGAAGAUGGGUAGUAAUAACCCUUAGCACUUAGGCAGAGCUUUAGAUCUGCGAAGCACUUUACAAACGUUAAUGAAAGAGUCAUCUCCAUCCCUGGCAGCGAGGUGUUAGGAGAAGGCUGUCUCUGAGACCAGGUGGAA
This is a messenger RNA of Egretta garzetta (little egret), 7919 nucleotides long. It is a transcript of the gene DAGLA, whose product is annotated as diacylglycerol lipase alpha. Bases 2195 to 5290 code for a protein of 1031 amino acids. The transcript has 24 exons. Gene Ontology annotation, cellular component: postsynaptic membrane; dendrite membrane. Gene Ontology annotation, biological process: lipid metabolic process. The record is from RefSeq and is a predicted model, not a curated record. NCBI's taxonomy places the organism in Eukaryota, Metazoa, Chordata, Aves, Pelecaniformes, Ardeidae.